Messenger RNA from Stereum hirsutum FP-91666 SS1, 3183 nucleotides. RefSeq lists its product as uncharacterized. Gene Ontology annotation, molecular function: fatty acid synthase activity; phosphopantetheine binding. NCBI's taxonomy places the organism in Eukaryota, Fungi, Basidiomycota, Agaricomycetes, Russulales, Stereaceae. The transcript has 5 exons. The record is from RefSeq and is a predicted model, not a curated record. Gene Ontology annotation, biological process: fatty acid biosynthetic process. Bases 211 to 3183 code for a protein of 990 amino acids.
GCCUAAUGAAAUGGGACCCACGGACAAGUGGACUCUGGGAGUUUACCGAGCGCCGUUGCACGCCGGGAAUACGACAAGAGGACUGCUUAACAAGGCAUUGUAUGAUUGUAUAAAACCGCAUCGAAUAUCUCAUCUGCAUUUUCCUUUUCCUUCCGCGCCACAUAGGUCUCUCCUUUCCUUUACAAACCAUAGACUGUCGCUUCAUCGACGAUGUCUUACACUGUGGAAAGCUCUCGGCCAGUCAACACAGUGCUGUUCUGUGAACGUGGACCAUCGUCAACGAAUUCAGCAGAAUUUCAGGAAGGCACGCUGGACGUCACCGGUCCUUCUGCUGGAUCCAUUUUACUCUCCGCUCACCCGACCUCGCCACCAAUCGCCAAAAUCGGAACGGCCACCCAUCUCGUCGAUCGUUUCUCAAUGCUUCACUCCUGGGUUCAAUUCCCAUCGGACGUUAACGGACGUGUUGCCAUCUUCGACACACCCAUCGCUCAGCUCUCCUCAUUUAUAAUCGGCCAUAGCGUCUGUGGCCACUCGCUUUGUCCAGCUUCUAUCUAUCACGAGCUAGCCCUUGCUGGUGCCGAAGCCUCUAGCUCUCAUCUUCAUGAUCAGUCCCCCAAGGCGUACGUCGCUCUCCGCGGUAUAGAUUAUGCGACGCCGUUGGUUCACCUGGAGGGAGAAGAGCGCGUAGUGAGAACCACCAUUGUUCUUGACAAGGGCGCAAAGGGCUCAUUCGAGAUCAGCUCUCAUGCUGGGCAGGGCGCCUCGAUGACCCACUGCACUGGAGAAUUCAAGCUCACCCCAGUCGAGAAAACAAUCUUCAAGUUCCAGCGUGCAGCUCCUUCACUUUUGCGGCAGAUCUCGACCGUCGUAUCCGGAAGGGGCGAGCAAGUCCAAAUUUUCAACACCCGGACGGCUUACGAGAUUAUAUUCCCCCGCGUCGUGACGUACUCCAAAGAGUACCACACCAUCAAGACUCUCGUUGUCGACGCGGACGGAAUGGACGGCUACGCCCUCGUCUCGCUGCCGAAGAAUCGUCACCGCGGAGGCUUUGUCGUUCACCCCAUUUUCAUGGACACCAUGCUUCACGUCGCCGGAUUCGUCGCCAACAUGCAGGGCGGACCAAAUGACGCUUACAUCUGCAGUCAAGUCGACUCCAUCAAAGCCGUCCCGAGCCUCAUCAACAACGACGCUAUCUACGGGAUAUUCAUCAGGAACGCUUGGAUGGAAUCUGAAGGAGUAAUGGUGGCAGACGCGACAGCAGUGGAGGUUGUGGAGCCGAGGAGGAUUGUGGCCCAAUUGAAGGGCAUGCAUUUCCGAAAGCUCCGUCUCGAUCGUCUCACUCGCGCGCUGGCUAUGGCGGGAGGUCACCUUGUCCAAGCAGCAGCUCCGAAGGCGGCCGUUCAUCUUACGCGCUCUAUGUCAGCCCCUCAAAUUACCUCCUCCGUGGUUCCCUCCCAACCUUCUAUCGAUACCCUCGGCGAGGUAACGCGCAUCGUUGGUGAGACGUGUCAGGUCACCGGCUUGGAUUCUCUCACCGACCUGGCGACGUACGGUGUCGAUUCCCUCAUGUCCAUCGAGAUAUUCUCCAAACUUCAAUCCACAUUUACCACGGCUUCGCUCGACCGUACUUCUCUUGCCAACUGCGUCACCAUCUCUCAGAUUGCAGCCGAGGUGCGCGCCUGCUUGCCCGACCCAUCAAUAAUCGCCAAAUCCACAUCCAUUCCCCUUCGCUCGAAAUCCGAGAGCAGACCUUCUACGCCACCUGCACACGAUGUGCAAGCGCGAAUCAUUCGAAUUGUCUGCGAGACGUGUGGAAUCGAUCCCCAGAGUAUGGUCGCUAGCGCAACGCUCGAAUCGUAUGGCGUUGACUCUCUCAUGUCCAUCGAAAUCUUCCAUCAACUGACCGCCACCUAUCCAAAGACAAUUUUCGAUCCCGCUGCGCUUGCCCGUUGCGACACGAUUGCGUCUUUGGCCGAAGAAGUGAAAGUCUCUCUCGGCGAUUGGGCGGACCAUAGCUCUACGUCCGACAGUACUGUCGCCGACGGUCGCUCGACACCCAACACGACCGAGACCCCAGAGAGCGACGGUACCCUAGCAGAGAGUGGUUUUGUGAAGCCUAUCAUCGCUCAGGUCCUUGGUAUUUCUGUCGACGAUAUCGAAGACAAACACGAGUUGGAGAGCCUCGGCUUCGAUUCUCUGAGCUCUCUCGAGCUACGAUCGGAACUUGAGAAGCGUUCAAUCACUCUCCCGACAGAUGUGUUCGCGACUUGUCGUACAGUCGACGCCGUUGAAACCCUUGUUUCCGAAUAUUCCAGUAACAAACAAGCUUCCACCAAUACCAAAUCCCCGUCUUCCAUCGCUAUGGACGCAAAUCUACGAGCACUCCAGAAAAGUAUGGGCCUGGACACCGUUCCCGUCUCAAGCCAACGAUCCGCGAACUCCGGAAGAUCGCCUUUGUUCCUCAUCCACGACGGCAGCGGGCUCGUUCACUACAUUCGGCGGCUCCUCCCGCUCGACCGUGACGUCUGGGGGAUUCAUAACCCGUACUUAUUCGGUAAGAAUCCCUGGGAUAAUGUCGAGGAUAUGGCGGCGGAAUAUGCUGGCUACGUCAAAAGCACAGCUCCCUCCGGGCCCGUCAUUCUUGGAGGCGAGUAUUCCUCUUAUUUUUUUCACGGGUGGUCAUUCGGCGGUGUCGUUGCUUUCGAGGCGGCUCAGCAGCUUAUGCGCAUCGGUUUCGAAAUCGCCGGUGUGGUCCUCAUCGACUCUCCAACGCCCAUCAACCACGUCCCGCUCUCGCAAAAGCUCAUCGCUUCCGUCGUCAAUCUUGAGGGCGGGCCCUCGAAGGGAGGCCUGCAUCAAUACGUGAAGAACCAGUUCGUCGAGAAUUCGCGCAUGCUGGGCCAUUAUCACCCUCGUCCGGGUCCAGGGGAAGGUCCCUUCCCGCCCAUCACUCUCCUGCGAUGCACCGAUGGGUUCAAUCCGGAGGGCGUACCCGACGUGCCGGUUUGGCUUGCGGAUAGGAGUGAUCUGAGUAAGGUCACGGAGGGGUGGAGUAUGUUGGUCGGGGCACCGGUGAAGACGUUCGAUAUUCCGGGUAACCACUUCCAGCCUUUCAAGUCGCAGAAUAUCAACGCGUUAUCGAAGCAACUAGGAGAUGCUUGCGAGUACCUAGACUCGCUAUAG